Nicrophorus vespilloides is the source of this 1238-nucleotide messenger RNA. RefSeq names its product homeobox protein engrailed-1a-like. The transcript has 2 exons. The coding region runs from base 144 to 1094 and encodes 316 amino acids. Gene Ontology annotation, cellular component: nucleus. The record is from RefSeq and is a predicted model, not a curated record. Lineage: Eukaryota; Metazoa; Arthropoda; Insecta; Coleoptera; Silphidae. Gene Ontology annotation, biological process: regulation of transcription by RNA polymerase II; neuron differentiation; multicellular organism development. Gene Ontology annotation, molecular function: DNA-binding transcription factor activity, RNA polymerase II-specific; RNA polymerase II cis-regulatory region sequence-specific DNA binding.
AGCACUUGUUUAAGUAUACUUAGACAGCCAGUGAGCUAAGUUUCAGUGCGUGCUUGUGCUUAUUUAUUUAUCCAACACACACACACAUCAUCAAGAGACACUCGCAUUUUUUUUUGUGCGAUUUUCUUCGGAUUUGAACAAAUAUGGCAUUCGAAGACAGGUCGAGUCCGAGCGCGGCGACGAGCCCUCAAGGCGGUGGAUGCGACCCGGGUCAGAACUCCCCGGAAUCCACCCGCACGUCAUCCUCAUUCACCUGCACCACAAUGCCCAUCAAAACCAGCCUCUCACCUCCGACCUCUCCGUACAACAUCAUCCCCAAGUCCGAACAGCAAGAGAAAACCUUCUUCAGAAUCACAUCCUAUGCCCUGUCCAGUCCGAAGCGAGAGCAGGACGACGAACCGGACUCGUCUUCACCGCAACCGGACGAGGAGCCGAUGAUACAGACACUCAAGUAUUCCAUAACGAACAUCCUCCAGCCUGAUUUCGGGAAGUCCGCUGUGCUGAGGACGAAGGUUGUUUCGAAGAUUGGCUUCAAACCGUACGAGACGGCUGCUCCUCCUUUGGGUAGCCUCUGUCAGGCGGUCUCGCAGAUAGGAAAGCCGGCCCGUCGUCAGCCCGAGCCGAUCCCACCGCCCCAGGUCAGUCCGAAAUCGGUGCUUCCGAACCCCGAAGAGCCGAAGACCGAGGACAGCAAAACUCCCACCAUGUGGCCGGCAUGGGUCUACUGCACCAGAUACAGCGACAGGCCAAGCUCAGGUCCGAGAUCGAGAAGGAUGAAGAAACCUCCAGCACCGAAGGUGACCGGAAACACGGAGGACAAGCGACCGAGAACUGCGUUUUCAGGGGCCCAAUUGGCACGGCUGAAGCACGAGUUCACUGAAAAUCGAUACCUGACGGAGAGAAGAAGGCAGCAGCUCAGCGCCGAGCUCGGAUUGAACGAGGCGCAAAUCAAGAUCUGGUUUCAAAAUAAAAGAGCUAAGAUCAAGAAGUCUUCCGGUCAGAAGAACCCCUUGGCUCUCCAACUGAUGGCGCAAGGUCUCUACAAUCACUCAACAGUGGCAUGCGACGAAGACGAUAUGCCUUUGAUUGCGUGAAUACCAAAUCUGAUGAACAGAUAUGACGCUACAUAGAAAUAAAAAAAAAAACAAUGUCAUGAUUCAAAGUGCAUGACUGAAGAUCUCAUUGUAUAUACAAAGAAUAAUGUAUAUAGGCGAUGUCGGGGAUGGGGGUGUUGAGAA